Molecule: messenger RNA, 2156 nt
Organism: Bicyclus anynana (squinting bush brown)
Lineage: Eukaryota; Metazoa; Arthropoda; Insecta; Lepidoptera; Nymphalidae
Product: vesicle transport protein GOT1B
Exons: 6
Coding region: 143-571 (142 amino acids)
Biological process (GO): retrograde transport, endosome to Golgi; endoplasmic reticulum to Golgi vesicle-mediated transport
Cellular component (GO): membrane; endoplasmic reticulum
Source: RefSeq, a predicted model, not a curated record
AUGACAGUUAUGAAUUUCGCUAUCGAAAAUGACGUGGUGCAAAGGGUUAUGAAUUUGUUUUAAAUUGUAUUUACAAAUGUAUUCAGCAAUAUUUUACCAGUAAAUACUUUAAUAAUACACAUAAAGGUAUACAGGAUUUAAAAUGAUAGAAAUAUCGGAUACACAGAAGAUUGGCGUUGGGCUCGCUGGUUUUGGUAUGACGUUCCUCUUCCUCGGCGUGCUACUUCUAUUUGAUAAGGGACUGCUGGCUAUCGGAAAUAUCCUAUUCAUAAGCGGGCUAGCCUGCGUCAUAGGCCUGCAGAGGACGUUCUUCUUCUUCUUCCAGAGGCACAAAGUGAAAGCAUCGGCGGCCUUCUUUGGCGGCAUCACCGUGGUACUGCUCGGGUGGCCCAUGGUGGGGAUGAUCGCUGAGAUAUACGGGUUCUUGCUACUGUUCAGGGGCUUCUUACCGGCUGCGGUAAACUUUCUACGGAUGGUGCCCGUGUUAGGGUCGCUGCUCAACCUGCCCAUCAUUAGCGGAAUCGUCGACAGGAUAGCAGGCGACAACGGCCGUAAUAUGGACCUUGCAUGAUGACUAUAUACGGAGGAACAACAAACGACUACACAAAAUAACAUUCCUAUAGAUAUUUAAGAUAUUGUUUUUACUCGUAGUAUAGUCAGAUACAAUCUUUAUGAAGUUUCGGAACAUCGUGUGUCAAACUGCGCUAUACAAGAUUUUAGGUAUCACCGGUUACGUAGGGGCGGCAGGCGGACAGUCGCCUCACGAGUCUUUUUUUUAGCGUAUUUUAAGCUCUAUACAAGAUUUUAGGUAUCACCGGUUACAUAGGGGCGUCAGGCAGCACAGUCGCCUCACGCGUAUUUUUAGCGUAUUUUAUGUAUGAACAGCGCUUACUGACGUGCGCUGCACAUCGGAGAUGUCAUAAAGAUUGCAUCCUAUUAUAUUAUAUUUUUGUUAAACAGUGUUGUAGACUCCGGCAAGUAAGUUGGACCAAAAUGACAUUUGUCUGCGCAGAUAAAAUUGUAAACAAAAGUGUAAUGGUAGUCGUCCACAAAUCCGCAUCGUGUCGAACGCAUCGCAUCAAACGGAUCGUAGUAUUCUUUGUAUAGAAGUCAAAGAAGUGCGUCCACUGAUCCGUAUCGUACGGCUCGCAUCAGAACGGAUUUUAUCUAUCGUGAAUUGAUGCGACGCGUUCGAUACGUACUGUUAUGGGGGUAGAAUCAUACGACUUUUUUAAAAAUAUAUUUUUUUAAUUAAUUAACAUUAUUAAAUUAGUUUUAGUUUCUAAUUAGUUGCUUAAAUAUCGAUUAUAUUUUUCCGAAUCCGUUAUUCGCGUUUGGACACGACACGUCAGACAAAUAUAGUUCAGCCUCCGUGGCGCAGUGGUAUGCGUGGUGGAUUUACAAAACGGAGGUCCUGGGUUCGAUCCCCAGCUGGUCAGAUUGAGAUUUUCUUAAUUGGUCCAGGUCUGGCUGGUGGGAGGCUUCGGCCGUGGCUAGUUACCACCCUACCGGCAAAGACGUACCGCAAAGCGAUUUAACGUUCCGGUACGAUGUCGUGUAGAAACCGAAAGGAGUGUAGAUUUUCAUCCUCCUCCUAACAAGUUAGCCCGCUUCCAUCUUACACUGCAUCAUCACUUACCAUCAGGUGAGAUUGUAGUAACUUGUAAAGAAAAAAAAAGCCUGAGACGUCAUGUCGCUAACACUUACAUUACUGCGCACUACAGUUCAAGUUGCAUGCCGCUUACUAUACUAGUUGGUAGGGAGUGCAUUAUUGCAUCUAUGAAGUGCACGCAGUCCUGAGACUUGGGUUUGAAUCCAUUAGAUUUUUUUCAAUUAAAUUUAUAUUUCUAAAAAAAAAUAUUUAAUUAUCGAAAGAGAGCGUUGGACAGACGUUACAUUUUCUUUUUAAAUAAUAUUUGCUAUAUUUACGACAAUAGUCCAGUCCAGAGAUAUGGUUUUACCGUGGUAGCUAUGGUGCUAUGAAAAUCUAUUAAAAAAAAUAAACCAUUUUCACUUGGACAGUUGAAAGAAAUCUUAAUCUUAAAAAGAGUCUAAAAAUGUUGUGUACACAGGACAAUGCAGUGUUUUUUUUUUAAUUUAUCAAUAAUCCUAAUGUAUAUACAUUGAUUUAUUAAACGAUUUUAUUUUGUGUUUUA